AUGUCACCUGAGAGCCUAAAUGGGCACAUUUAUAAGGCGAAUAAGUUGAAGAUGACGAAGCACGUUGGUGCUUCGAAGAAUUUCGGUGCUGGUGACCUUCCUCACGAAUUUCGAUCAGGCAUUAAUUUGCUGCCAAGUCAACGGAGCGUUCAUCAAGGCCAAUACAGUAAGAAAAGGAGAACUGAUGGGACGUCUCCAUACUACUGCAAAAACCCACUUCUCACUAUGCCUUCUCACGUUGCCAUUAUGCAACCUGUGCUACAGCCAAACUCCUUUUUCAACCAAAACAUUUUUAAUCACCUGAACAGCGGCAACCAAUCAAAUUCCUUUGUUCAACCGCAAACAUUUAACACCCUUGCGCGGAACAACGGCUUUCAACAGUUGUCUACCACCUAUGACAGCUUCCAGCUGAACUCCUCCACUGGCUCUCCUGGUUAUCCGGGACUGUUAAAUCCAGUUCCGAUAACGAAAACUCUUUCCAUAAACAACACUACGAACAAAGUGUCAACUACCUCAACUUUGAAGUCGAAUUCUCGCACUAGUGGUAAUGAUGGAGAUUACAACAUUGUCGUCGGUGAAGUUCUUCGUUCUUCUUCUGAAAAUUACGAAGUUCUUUCGUUUUUGGGUCGUGGUACUUUUGGCCAAGUUGUCAAGUGUCAGUGCCGAAGCUCCAACAGAAUUGUAGCCAUCAAAAUUCUGAAGAAUCAUCCCUCUUAUCUUCGCCAGGGCAAUGUUGAAGUUCAAAUUCUCCAGACACUGAGCCAACACGAUACGGAAAUGCAUAACAUUGUUAGGGCCAUUGAAUGUUUCCAGCACAGAAACCACAUGUGUCUGGUUUUCGAGCUGCUUGAACAGAAUUUAUACGAGUUUCUAAAGUCGAACAACUUCCGGCCUUUGGAUCUCCGCGAGAUUCGUCCUAUCGCUCAGCAGGUGCUGACUGCUCUUUCGAAACUGAGGAACUUAGGCUUGAUUCAUGCCGACCUCAAGCCUGAGAAUAUCAUGCUCGUCUGUCCCACAGAUGGCAUAAUGCGGUAUCGUGUGAAGGUGAUUGAUUUCGGCUCUGCCUGUCACAGCUCUAAGGCUGUUCAGAACACAUACCUCCAAUCCCGUUACUACAGGGCACCUGAGAUACUUCUCGGACUCCCCUUCAACGAAGCGAUUGAUAUGUGGUCUUUGGGGUGUGUCAUCGCUGAGCUAUUUUUAGGCUGGCCUCUCUACCCUGGUUCUUCCGAAUACGAUCAAAUUCGCUACAUAGUGGAGACGCAGGGCUUGCCGCCGCGCGAUCUCCUUAAGAUGGCGGGAAAGGCGGGCCGUUUCUUCGUGCGUGACGCCUUCACUUUUGAAUGGCGUCUCAAAACACAGGAGGAGUACGCUCUGGAGACCGGUCAACGCGCCAAGGAGACGCGUAAGUACAUUUUCAGCUCUCUGGAUCAGAUCCGUGAGGUCACACUCAACACUGCCGGCUCUGGCACUGCUCUUGAUGAUAUGGACGUCAAAAUGGAGUCGGAGGAUCGAAUACAUUUCACCGAGCUCCUCAGCCAAAUGCUGCAGCUUCGACCUACCGAUCGCAUUCUGCCUGACAAUGCCCUUCUUCACGGCUUUGUCACAAUGUCUUAUAUGCGAGCCUACCCUUACCGGAAACGGGUUCGGGAAUCGAUGGAUUUGAUGCGGGUCUGUUAUAAACCCUACUGCAACCAACACAAUCUUGAAUUGGUCAACGCCGUUCAACAGCAGCAGCAACAACAACGGCAGGAACAAGCUAUGCUAGACGAAGCAAUUUCCACUCGGGCUGUAACUGCUUUCGCCGCGCAGCAGCAUUUUCUGUCUUUCGGCAGCUUUCUUCAACCUCCUACGACCUCCGCUGAGCCUGGUUGCCAUGACCAGCGACCUUCAGCAUCUACCUACUACUUUACACCACAACAGUCAGUCCCAUCUCCUAUCUACUAUCACCAACAUCACCAACAAAAACACCAGCAGCACAUUCUUCGUCCUCAACCGCCCCCACCACCUCCACCUCCCGAUUGUCAGGCCCCCUCACUUUACGACCAGUUGAUUGCGGCGGCGUCUCCUUACGCCGCUGCCGCUGCUCAUGUUAUGGCUCCUCAGCCCCCACCACCCCCUCCCGGACAGGUUCAAAGCCACCAAAACGCAGCUGCAGCUGCAGCCGCCGCCUUCAUGAUGCAGUCCGCCAUUAUGGCGGCCAAUGGCGCCUCCCCUACAAAACCACUGCCUCAAUCUAGACCCACUGCUGGCGGCGGUGGCGGGGAUCACGCCAUGACUGCUACUGCUUUGGCUGCAGCCUUUGCGGCUACAGGCUACACCAACAAAGCAGUCGGCGUCAGGGACUCGCAAUGCAUUCUACCCUUUAGUCACCAGGCCACUCAACAGUUGCCCAGUGUUGACUCCUCUGCAGGAGUUAAUCAAAACAUUGACUAUCUGAUGAAUUGCGUGUCCGGAGUGCUACCCGAGACCACGGGAUGCGUGUCGACUGCACACACACUGCAGCGGCGUCAACUGCGUCGGUCUGAGAAUGAUAUGCCUCUCUUCUUGUCAUCCUCCUCAGCUAAUACCUCUACCGCCUCCCAACCCCUUUGCUACAGUACCCCUCACCAGUACCUGUCACAUUUGCCGGCGGCUCCUCCCAUCUCUCUUAUCUCCCCUCAGCAGCCACAAGCUCAAAUGCAGGUGCAGGCACAACAGCAGCAACAACACCCCGAUGUUGCGAACAGUUCUGCAGCCGCAGUGGCUACCGUUUCCUCGCUGGCUGCUUUGCGCCAUCUCAUAAUAAAUGGCAACACCCAGGCUGAUCUCACCGCCACCAACCAACUCAUUUGGGAGAGUAUUAUGCACGAACACCAGCAGAAGUCUGGCUUCUUCACCGGGACUGACUUUAAUAUUCCACCGGCUGACCUCUAUUCGCAAUUGGUUCAGCUGGGAAAGCAGAAGCAGGCGUACUACUAUGGCCAGAAAUGUCAAUUUCUGCAUUGUGGCGACCAGCAUCAUCAUCAGAAGCAAGUUCCACCACAAUCUUUGCCAGUACAAGCGCCUCCACCUCCACCACCAAUCGCACCGUCAACGCUUACAUCGCCAUUACCAUCACAGCAACAACAGCAGUCUACAGAUCCGCAGUUCUUUCUACAGGGGCUAACACCAUCCCAGCCUCUGCUUCACUCCACGUCGACACCCUUUCCACUCCUACACCAGACCCCAGCAAGAACUCAUGAUGCAGUCCAGUCAGCCGUGAACCUCGUGCAUCACAUCUUCCCUCAGAGCUGCCAACGUUCUGCCUCCUCAUCUUCCUCUCCUCGUGCUGGUAAUGGCGGUGGUAACGACGAUGAGGACGAAAGGGAUGAAGUGGUAAACAUCGCCUCGAGUUUCACCGAAUGCCAUUCCAAUAUAACUGAAGGCGACGGUCCCAUAGCCAGCGCUCUUCGCUCUCCAGCCUCCCCAAAUACCGAGGUCGUCCUUGAAAUGCCCGUUCUUGCACAAUCCUCACCUUCCCACUCGGUUUCUUCGUCGCUAUCCCUUGCUAUUGCGCUCCGUCCUAUCGCACUGUUUAUCAGCGAUGGGAGCGUCGUCUGCACCUCCUCGAACUCGGGGGAACGGUCAGGGCCCCCAGAGGUGAUGGGGGCCAUGAACGCAGACGUCAGCCUCGUCUACUCUGACAUUACUAACGUGGGUGAAUUGGACGAAUCGACGGAGGAAGUCCACAAGACGGCUACUACCGAUGCGAAAGAACAGGAGGCAGCAGCAGACAAAAAUAGAUCGUCUGAGCCCUUUCAUAACACUGCAGCCUCCGACCAACCUACCUCAUUAAUCCACCGUCCUGAUAAGAAGAUUCCUGUAGGUCGAGUGCAGCCAAUGAAAAAGGCGGAGUGCAACGAUGGUGCGUGUUUUGCUCAACCCCAGGCUCCGCUUCUCAGCCAUUGUUAUGCUCAGCCACAGCAACAGGCGCACUCCUCCCUUCCCGCCUGUUCAAACGCAUCUGCCUGCUGUUCCACAGCCAUCUUCACCCCCGAGGGUGCAGCCGCUGCUGCUGCUGCCGCCGCCCUCCUUUUUAAUAGUAACUGUGCUCAGCCCCAACCGGCGCUGUUUCCAGUCGCUACUCAUCACCUCCACAGUCAACACCAUCUGCGGCAGCAGCAACAACAAUUAGUCACUGCUGAAGCCUAUCGCAAUCUUAUCCUCUUGCAGCAGCACAUCAACCUCUCUGCUGCAGCCGCAGCUCAGUUCAUCACUGCUGCUGCUUCCUCCUCUGCUGCUGCAGCCGCUGCUGCUGUCUCUUCCUCUCGGGUCUCCUCAGCGCUGUCUCUCGCCGAUACAGUUUCAGGCGACAUUAGUGUAGGUGGGAAUCACUCUUUGGAACAACUAACUGCCCACUUUAUGGCCGCGGCUGCAGCGGCGGCCAGUAGCGGAAGCGGCAACACCAGCAGCAACAGUGCCAGCAAUACCAGUCGACCUCGCUACCUCUAG
Molecule: messenger RNA, 4473 nt
Organism: Echinococcus granulosus
Lineage: Eukaryota; Metazoa; Platyhelminthes; Cestoda; Cyclophyllidea; Taeniidae
Product: Homeodomain-interacting protein kinase
Exons: 9
Coding region: 1-4473 (1490 amino acids)
Biological process (GO): peptidyl-threonine phosphorylation; peptidyl-serine phosphorylation
Cellular component (GO): nucleus; cytoplasm
Molecular function (GO): protein serine/threonine kinase activity; ATP binding; protein tyrosine kinase activity
Source: RefSeq, a predicted model, not a curated record